Molecule: messenger RNA, 755 nt
Organism: Rattus norvegicus (Norway rat)
Lineage: Eukaryota; Metazoa; Chordata; Mammalia; Rodentia; Muridae
Gene: Ifna1l1
Product: interferon, alpha 1 like 1
Exons: 1
Coding region: 27-596 (189 amino acids)
Biological process (GO): signal transduction; defense response to virus; defense response
Cellular component (GO): extracellular region
Molecular function (GO): cytokine activity; cytokine receptor binding
Source: RefSeq, marked validated
GACCAGCAGCAUCUGCAAGAUCCACAAUGGCUAGGCUCUGUGCUUUCUUGAUGGUCCUGGUGGUGAUGAGCUACUGGUCAACCUGCUCUCUAGGAUGUGGCCUGCUUCAACGACAAAACCUCAGGAACAAGAGAGCCUUAACAUUCCUGACUCAAAUACGGAGACUCUCCCCUGUCUCUUGCCUGAAAGACAGAAAGGACUUUGGAUUCCCCUUGGAGAAGGUGGUUACCCAGGAGAUCCAGAAGAUUCAAGCCAUCUCUAUUCUGCAUGAGCUGACCCAGCAGGUCCUGAAUAUUUUUACAUCAAUGGACUCAUCUGCUUCUUGGGAUGCAACCCUCCUAGACUCAUUCUGCAAUAACCUCCACCAACAGCUCAGUGACUUCAAAGCCUGUUUGAUGCAGCAGGGUGGGGUGCAGGAACCUCCCUUGACCCAGGAAGACUCCCUGUUGCCUGUGCGGGAAUACUUCCACAGGAUCAUUGUCUACCUGAGAGAGAAGAAACACAGCCCCUGUGCCUGGGAGGUGGUCAGAGCAGAAGUCUGGAGAGCGCUGUCUUCCUCAGUCAAAUUGCUGGCAAGUCAAGUUAAGGAAGAGUGAGUCCUGAGCCAAAAUGGAGAAGACUAUCAGAGACUAUGACACUGCACCUUGCAGCUCAAAUUAUGGCAUCUCAAAAGUAUCAGUAAUUUUUGUAAGAAUUGAAGAAAGUUUUGUAGAUGUUUCAGCAAUAAUGUGCAUUACUGUGUCUAUUUGCAAAGC